Messenger RNA from Monosiga brevicollis MX1, 1242 nucleotides. RefSeq lists its product as uncharacterized. Lineage: Eukaryota; Choanoflagellata; Craspedida; Salpingoecidae. The record is from RefSeq and is a predicted model, not a curated record. Gene Ontology annotation, biological process: lipid metabolic process. The transcript has 4 exons. The coding region runs from base 1 to 1242 and encodes 413 amino acids.
AUGGCUGCGCAAGCGCUAUGGGCUAUCAUGCUCGAUAUGAUCGAGCGUGUUGUGGGACCGUAUCGUGAAGCUAGCGCCACCCCACGCAAGAACUCGCGGCUGCGAGGCUCCUCCGACCUGCUUGGCAUCACCGCCAGCAGCCGCAGGGCGCCGCUACCCCCACCCCCCUUUGUCCCAGACCGGCGUCAAGAGGGUCAACGCCCGUUGUACCUCGACAACUCGUCUGAUGCCAACAGCCAUGGCUGUCGCAUUCUGGCUCUGGACGGCCUUGGAGCCAACGUCAUCUUUCACAUCUCCCUCCUCUGCCGUCUACUUGCGCAGGAACCCGAGUUUGACGAACAGCCCGAUGUCUAUGUCGGUUCCUCGCUCGGCGCCGUCACCGCGCUCAUGCUGGCCUACGGCUACUCGAGCCGGCAGGUGGCGCAGCUCUACGAACACGAGAUGGAGCAACAUCUCAGCUGGCUUCCGACCGGCUUCAACUGGCGUAUUGUGGCCCCAUUCUGGAACUCACACAGCGACCAUGCCAAGGAGGCCUUUUUGCGUCGCUGCUUUGGUCAAGCCACGCUGCGCGACUGUCAGCAUUGGGUGGCCGUGGCCGCCUUUGAUCUCGCGGGCAGCCCGGAUGAGCAGGAAUUGCCUUCCCCACAACCAACGCGUCAUUGGCAACCUACAAUCCUGACCAACCUGCCCCGCGGGCGGGGUGCACACGAACCCGACCUCGACUUGCCACUUGUUGAAGUUGCCAUGCGCGCCACCGCCACCCCAACCUACUAUGCCAUCCAUAACAACCACAUUGACGGAACUGUGUUCGCGGCCAACCCCUCCCUGUCGGGCAUGGCGCGGGUUUUGGCUGCGUUCCCUGCCCUGAGUGUGCGAGAUGUUUCCGUUCUUUCGCUCGGUGGUGCCGUCUCGCGGCAAUAUGCUUUUUCCGCCAACCUGGACUGGGGCGUCUGGCAAUGGCUUCCUUGGAUCCUCAAGCUGCUAAACAAUGCUACCGCGGACGCUUGCAAUAACAACAUGCAACAGGUCCUGCAAGACCGUUAUCUGCGACUACAGCCCCCUGCUAUCCCCAAUCUACGUUACGACCACGCCGAUAGGUAUGUGUGCCCAUCUUUCGUCGAGAAGCAGCAGACACGCCCCUUGCACCCCUGCGAGCCUGGCUUGGCCGAUAUUGGCGCCCUUCGAAGACCCAAGCCUCGGUCAGCUCUUCAACAACGCCAACCCGAGAUCCUUGCCCUGUGA